Molecule: messenger RNA, 3825 nt
Organism: Schistosoma curassoni
Lineage: Eukaryota; Metazoa; Platyhelminthes; Trematoda; Strigeidida; Schistosomatidae
Source: the annotation of a GenBank genome assembly
AUGGCAAAUAAAUAUUCUGGAUUUUUAUUAGUGUUUAUUACAUACCAUUUCGUUUUUAUCACUUUGCUUAUUCCUAUAAUCAGUGGAUACACUUGUACUCCUGGUACUGGAGAAAUUUUACUUCGAAGCUCCGCACUUAAUUCAGCGGAGAAACGAGUAGAAAACGAUAUAACUUCUAACAGUAACAACGAAGAUGGAAACGGAAAGCACUUAAUAAAACAAGGUAUAUUCACCUCACCAAAAUGGCCCAAAUCAUAUGAAUCUGGGACACGUUGUGUUUAUCGUUUUAUAGCGGAUGUUGGUGAGAAAGUCCAUAUUAAAUUUGAUCACUUUGUUUUAUCGGGUGAUAUGCCAAGUUGUUCAGUCGACUUCUUGGAUGUGUAUAUUGAUGUUGCUUCGUCAACACUAGAUUUGGAUAGACAAGCUGCAAUACUUGUUGAAGCCUCUUCUUCUUUAUCAUCAUCAUCUAAUGAACUACACACAACAACACCAUUUUCAGCCUCUGUUUAUUCUUCCGUAUUAGAUAAAUCAGAUUUAUUGGGCCGAUAUUGUGGUGAUUAUCUAGCGACCAACUCUGUCACAUUUAUUAGUUUACACAGAGAGAUUGUAUUGGAUUUUUAUUCAGAGUUAGAAAAAGUGGCAAAUCCCUGGUAUACAACUGGAAAAUCCACUAUAUUCGGUUUCAACGGAACAUUCGAAUUUAUUAAUGAUGAUGCAUUCUAUCCUGGUAAGGCUGUUUCUUCCUCUGAAUUGUAUAUACCAUUUGAAGAUGACAUUACUACUAGUACUGGCAAUGCUACUGCUGCUUCCACCAUAACUAGUAGUAACUGUCGUUUUCGUAUUGAAGCAGAUCAUAUUGCUAAACCUGACAUAAAUGGAGAUAUGACUAAAUUAGAUGAAAUAUCUGGUGAAUUAAUUUCACCUACCUACCCAGGUUACCAACCUAACAAUCUUCUCUGUGUAUAUCAGUUAAUUGGGCUUCCAUAUCAGCGAAUUAGUUUGGAUAUUUUGGACAUAGACUUAUACUCAGGAUCACCAGGAUGUCCAAAAGAUUUUAUCCAAUUCUAUGAUGGUUUUCAAAUAGACAAUACCAGUAUAAGUCGAAAUUCUAUCGGCCAAAGAAUAUGUGAUAAUUCGAAUAAUAUUCAUAUCGUAUCUACGGGAGCAAGUUUAGUGAUACUAUUCGUUACUGGUCAAAUUCAGUUGCUAAAUUAUGUAAAUAAUAAAAGAGAUAAUGUAAUAAUGAAUGCAUUGAGUACAAGACGUCGAGGUUUUCGAUUACGUUAUACAUUUACUAAAAGGUUAUUGCCUGUCAUUGAAGCACCUGGAGGCGAGCACGUCCGUGGAACAGAAUGUGAUUAUGUGAUAAAAAGUCAAGGUUCCAUUGAAAAACAGUUUGAAUCACCCACAAUGCGCAAUAAUUUCGUAUUAACUCCAGAUAGAGUAUGCAAUUUCAUAUUUAUCGGAGAACGAUUUGAACAAUACAGCGAAAGCGUAUCAAUUGGAUUUGAACGAAUCGAAUUACCUAAGUCAAGUGAAGGAAGUCAAAUAUGUGAUCGUGGACACAUGGCAAUUUAUGGUAGUAGAUCAUUACCUGGUGAACAAAUUAACAAACCAACCUAUGAAUAUUCUCAUGAAAUACUUCAAUCUAAUAAAGAACCCGAUCAUGUGUUUUGUGAUCGAUCAAAUGAACUAGAAUCGCUCAAAAUCGGAUCAGGUUUUCAACAUCAUGAUUAUCCAAUAGUUGGACGACACAAUGUCUUACUGGUGAGAUUUAAUUCAACGGGAGCCGACUUACCCGGUUUAAAUAUGAAGUUUAUUCUAAGUUAUAGGUUUAGAAAGGACUUUGGUAUUCCCGGUAUAAUGAUUAAUCCUGAAAGUUGUCAGUUUAUGUAUGUAAAUCCAUCGCAGUCGGCAACCUCUGUUUUUUCAUUGUCAUCAUCUUCCGAACCGUCAUCCUCAUCUACCUCAAAAACAAAUACAGUAAAUUUCAAAGGAUGGACCAACUCACCUCUCUACCCAAAUAAUUACCCACCUAAUUCAGAUUGUUUGUAUAUAAUUACACCACAAAAUGAAUUUGCUGUAGAACAAUCCAUACGUCUGGUCUUUGAAACAUUUGCAACCCAGUCGAAAGUAUCAAUUGAAAACCAAUCAGAACUGGAAAAAUUUCAAAUUUGUUAUCAGGAUUUUCUUGAAAUCAUCCAGUUAUACAUUCCUUUAAAAGAAGAAGUAAUGAGUGCAUUAACUUCACGUGUCAAUUAUCCACUGUUACUUGAAGUAUCAUAUGAUGUCUGGAUACAACGUUGGCAUAAUUUAGAGAAAGAAUUACAAAUUUAUUUAGGUACAAAUCAACAUAUACUUGAACCUAUAAGUAUAUACUGUGGGAAAUAUAUACCGGGUCCAAUAGUCUCAGAUCCAACUGCCACAGCCAUUUUAAUGAGAUUUCAUAGUGGACAAAAUACAACUUCAAAGGGCUUCACAUUAAGUUAUGAAUUUCUCCCAAAAAUACGUCUUGAUCCAAUAAAAUCAAAAGUUGUUGGUAAACCGGGGAACAAAAAUGGUGAUAGUGCUGACGACAAGCAUCCAGUCAAAAGUACUAGCAGUGGUUUAAUUACUUCACCAAAUUUUCCCAAUUUAUAUGUCAAGGACUUCAAUUAUGAAUGGUAUAUUCAAGGAACUACAGAGAAAAGUCGCAUUCAAUUAUAUUUCAAUUCAUUGGAUUUAGAAGGUUCGAAAAUGAAUUGUUCAAGAGCAGUUCUUCGGAUAUAUGAAGGUCGUAACCCAAGAAGUUCAUAUGAACUUUGUGGAAAUCCUAAUGAACUCCUGCCUAUCGUUAUACCAAAUUCUGUAGCACGAGUAAAAAUGCACACAGCAACGGAUGCAUCUGGUUCGAAAGGAUUCGAGUUAAUCUGGACUGAUCUACUACCAAUAGAUCCUGAAACUGGAUGUAAAGGUUUCCUCUGUGAAAACACAGGUCAUUGUUUAUAUACAGAUCUAGAAUGUAAUGAAGUACUGAAUUGUGGAAUGUAUCAAAAGGAUGGAAAAUGGUUAAAGGAUGAAUCAGAUGAAGCAAGCUGUUCAUUGAGACUGAGUUACAACUUAGUUCAUAUUGGUACGGGUAUUCUACUAGCACUAAUUCUACUUCUUGGUAUAGCUUGCUACAUUUACUAUCGUGAAUAUAAACGCCGAAAACAUAUGCCAUUGGAUCCCCUAACAGAACUAACGGGUUCAAAGCCUUCUCUAUCACUUAAUCAGUCAGCUCACAGAUUGACCACCCACUGUUCAAAUAAAAAACAGUUACACAAGUGUCAUAAUUCACAGAGUACAGGGUUGUUAUGCGAUUUGUCAACCGAGAAAGAAAUGGUCUUUACAGAUAUCGGUCCAAUAAAGAAGCAUCAGCACCAGCAACACUAUCACCAUCAUCAACAUCGUCAUUUACUACAUUCACAUCAGUUACCGCCACAUGCUCACUCUCAUCGGUACCACCACCACAGUUACAACAAAAAGAUGACUGAACACAGUACACACUCACAACUAAUCAAUGCAUCUCAUGACUGUCAUAGUUCACACUUUUCACUCGAUAACCAACACGAUUAUUGUCAUACGAUUAGAUUAAAUAAUAAGACACAACACCGGACAUCGUCACAUUCAGGAUCAUUAGUUAAAAAUGGAGGUGGUACAGUAAUAUCGGAUUCUGUACAUAGUUGCGGAGGUAGUAAUAAUAAUACAAGUGGUUUGAUUGUCGGAACUGGAAGAAAUUUAUCAACAACAGCCGACGGUGGGUUACUUAUAAGAGAGAAAAUGCAAAAAAUAUCAAUAGUUUAA